GUGUCAUAAGCACAGCCCAACCGCAGUCUAUGGAAGAAAAAGGGUAACAUGUAGUUAGAUCGCUAGGCGUGCGACGAUGGAGCAAAACAUUGUACGUCCUUGCCACAGCAUUUCGUUCAGGAAUAAAACUGAUGAGCAUCUGCACGUGGGAGAGUGGGGAGGGGCUUGGAUUCGGCUCCCGCUGACUGACGCGCUUACGUACUGCAUAAGCAGCCGAGACACUGAAUGGGACGAGAGAUCGAAAGCGACAGAAAGUUUUCCAUUGCAGAACUGUGAGCCCGUGUUUGUGAGUAUCGGCUUCCCUCUGCGCUUUAUUGAUUGGAGCGGCAAUGUCACUUUCCGGCUCCCAGUCACCAGAAGAUGUCCUGCACGGCUCCUGGGUGGAGAUGGAGGGCACUUCAGCAAUGAUUGGCUGCAGUGAAAGCUUGACAGGACCACAGGGCACUGCUUCCUCCCUCCUGCAGGGGGAGCUAGAGAGGAUCCUGCUGGAGGCCCAGCUAGAGAGUGACAGAUACAGCCACACAGACAGCCCACCCCCGCAGGUCACCCCACGGUCAGCAGGCUCUCCUCGACCAGCCAGUGAGGGGAGCAGCAGUAUAGACUGCAUUACCAUACAGUCAGAGGAGGGCGAGAGACGGAUCAGUGCUGAGUGGGUGUGGGAUUGGUCCAGUCGUCCUGAAAACCUACCCCCCAAGGAGUUUGUGUUCCAGCGCCCGAAACAGACAAGCUCCCUCAGCGUGAGGAAGAGUGAGGUGAUGAAGAGGGGCCUCUUCUCCUCCGACGUGCCCCUCGUCCUAAUCCCCUCUCUCGUGGCUUCACACCUGCUCACUCUGGGACUCGGGAUUUACAUUGGCAAGCGUUUGGCUGCCUCCUCCACCAGCACGCUGUGACCUUUGACCCUGGGCAGCACCCCCACCAGCUGCCCUCUCUGCCAAUAGGAUUGUUCGCCUCAUUUUCUUAUUAUCAUUGCCCCUCCCCCGGUCUAUCCCCAUCUUCUUGGAGUUGGGGGAGUGGGGGGGUGGGGCUGAGAACCAUCCUGUUUUUGUAACUCUGUCUGUCUUUUGUCUCUGUCUGUAAGUCUGUUAAUCUCUUUCACUCCACUGCUGCCUCUCAGCAUGCACCGCCCCUCCUGAAACUCCCCUCCCCUCUGUGUUUCAAAGGUCGAAGGUCAGGGUUCAGUAUGGGUCACUCUGUACACCUCUCCCACUCUGGGCUUAAUCCAGAGUCAUGUCAGUUUCACAAUGGGAACAGGAAGUGGGGUGGGAAGGAAAGAGCAGGGGUGAGUGGAGGGUAGGAGGAGUGGGAAGUGGUAGAAAUUCACUGAGCAAAAUAAACAAAACUACCAAUCCCCAGUGAAGACAGACGGUUUUAGAGUUUUUCUCGGCCAAUGUAAGAUCCCUGCAGAUUGAUUGCUUCAGCUGGGGCAGGUUUCUCAAGAACAACGUUCGCAAUAAACGCAAUGCCGCGCGGAACGCUAAAUUGGCUCCAAAGUGAGAUCGAUGGACGGGGAAAGAGGGGGGGAGCGAGAGAAUCAGCAGGUUGAUUUAUAUCUGUCAGUCAAGGCUCGGGUGAGGCGGGAUCGCUCCCGGACGGGCGGGGGAUUCCUCCGUGUGAUGUGCAAAGCAUGAUGGAUCGUUUUCGUCCGCGGGUGCGACUCGGGGAGCGUCUCUGUUUCACUUACAGUUCCCCCGAGUUCGGUGGGAGCCCACGGAGCUGCAUGUAAACUGAUGUGAAUAAAGCUACUAUAAAGCA
Conger conger (European conger) is the source of this 1752-nucleotide messenger RNA. RefSeq lists its product as uncharacterized. Gene Ontology annotation, biological process: mitochondrial outer membrane permeabilization; positive regulation of apoptotic process. The transcript has 7 exons. Gene Ontology annotation, cellular component: nucleus; mitochondrial outer membrane; mitochondrial envelope. Bases 330 to 890 code for a protein of 186 amino acids. The record is from RefSeq and is a predicted model, not a curated record. Lineage: Eukaryota; Metazoa; Chordata; Actinopteri; Anguilliformes; Congridae.